This is a messenger RNA of Aspergillus steynii IBT 23096, 1103 nucleotides long. RefSeq lists its product as uncharacterized. The record is from RefSeq and is a predicted model, not a curated record. The coding region runs from base 85 to 1011 and encodes 308 amino acids. The transcript is spliced from 2 exons. NCBI's taxonomy places the organism in Eukaryota, Fungi, Ascomycota, Eurotiomycetes, Eurotiales, Aspergillaceae.
CUCUCCCACAACCGAUAACUCAACCCCCUCAUCGCAAACCCUAGCAAACAACAAUACCAGCACAACAAACCCAAACCCCCCAAAAUGCCACCCUCAUCCCACCAAUCAAUCACCCCGACAAACCACCUCCGCUUCGACCCCUGGACGACCUCCUCGACAGGCCACCAAGUCGCCGAUUCCGCGCAAGGCACGGCAUACCGGACGCUGCGACAGGAGAAGCUGGCACGACAGUUCGGCGAGGGACGCGGUGACUGCACGGUUGCGCGCGGGGCGGGGGGAAAGUUGGAAAGAGGGAUGUGGGUGGAGGGUGCGAGUGGGAGUGGGAGUGCGAGAUCAGGUCAGAGGGAUAUUCGGGGGAUGUUUGGCGUGGGGAAAGCUUCUUCUUCUUCUUCUUCUUCCUCUUCGGCUUCUGUGUCGAAGGGGUUGUCGUCGAAAGAGGAGAUGAAGGAUGGGUUGGAAGAGUCUUCUUCCAUUAUCACCUCCACCAAUGACUACAAUAACACCAACGACACCAACGACAACACCAGCGCCAUCCAUCUCCAGAACCACACAACAACAGCAGCAGCAGCAGCAGCAGCAGCAACUCCCUCCACCAUCCCAUCCACCCUCCAACCCCAACCCCAACCCCAACACCCCCAGAUCUUCACCACCCUGACAAUCUACAUCAACGCAGCCUCGCACCCCUGCGUCUCCGACCACAAACUAAAACACCUGCUGACGCUGCACGGCGCCACCGUCUUCCUCUCGCUAUCCCGUCGCGUCACCCACGUCAUUGUCGGGCGGCCGAAUACCAGACCAUCGUCUAAAGGAGCAGGGACAGGGGCAGGGGGCGGUCUUGCGGGCGGGAAGUUGCAGAGGGAGAUUGCGAGGGGUGGGUGUCGUGGGUGGAAGGUGGUUUUUGUGGAGUGGGUGUUGGAGAGUAUUAAGGCCGGGAAGAGGUUGUCAGAAGCACGGUUUGCCAUGCAGAUGGCGGAGAAGGGACAGAGGAGUGUGUUGGGGUUUGGGAGGUGAGAUCAUUCCGUAUAUUAUACUAUGACCAGGUUUGUUUCUGUCUGCAUUUCUCUGGAGUUGAUGAUUCUAUGAUACCCACAUGCUCGUCAAAC